AUGGACGCAAGACCACCGACGCCACCAGCAGAAGAGAUGGACUCUUCGAUCGGAGUCGAGAGCGUCGACCCCAAGUUGACCGUGAUGGGCGGUGGGCCCAAAGAGCAGGCGUCGGACUACGCCAACUACUUUUGCUCCUACGCCAGCCUGUACCACCAGAAGCAAAUGCUGACGGACCAUCGUCGAAUGCAGGCGUACUACUCGGCCAUCACGGACAACGCCGAGUUGUUUGCAGGCAAGCGCGUGCUUGACGUGGGUACGGGAAGCGGUAUCCUGGCUCUGUGGGCAGCAAAGGCGGGGGCGAGCAAGGUGUACGCGGUGGAGUUCACGGACAUGGCGAACCACGCCCGGCGCCUGGUUGCUAAGAACGGGAUGGAGGGCGUGGUGGAGGUGAUCCAGUGCAGUGUCGAGGACCUCAAGCUGGACGCUAAGGUGGACAUCAUCAUCUCGGAGUGGAUGGGAUACUUCCUGCUGAGGGAGAGCAUGCUGGACUCGCUGGUGCGCGCGAGGGAUCGAUGGCUGGUGCCUGGGGGGCUCAUGUUCCCGUCCAGAUGUACCAUGAUGUGGGGGCUCGUUAACGACGAGCAGGACCGGCUGUCCAAGCAGCAGGAGUACAUCCGAACCAUGCAGGACUGGUACAGUUUCAAGGGGGAGACGAAGGAGUUCUACGGCGUGGACAUGACAGUGCUGGAGGCGGUGUACGAGGAGGAGCAGCGGGGGUACUACAUCCUGUCGAGCUUCUGGGCGGAGCUGGACAAGGGCCAGGUGUUGGGAGAACCGGCCGUUGUGCAGACGUUCGACAUGCACACGUGCACGCUGGAGGACGUGCAGGGCGUCGAUGAGACGAACGUGUCCAUCCCGCUGGAGGAAGACGCCAGGGUCUCCGGGUUCGCGGGAUGGUUCACGGCAGACUUCCACGGUACGGAAGCCAACCCGUGCCCUUGCCCGGUCACCCUCUCCACCGGCCCGGAGAACGGUUACACGCACUGGGGGCAGCAGGUUUUCCACUUGCAGGUGCCGCACGACGUGGUCGGGGGGGGCAAGGUGGAGGGCACGAUCGCGGUCAAGAGGCAGAAGGAGAACGUUCGGUUGUAUGACGUCCACAUCAAGCACAAGAACGUGCUUCCAACCGGAGAGGACAAGUCGCCCUUGGUGUCUGUGAAAUACGCCAUGCCAUAAACACCGCUCGUGACCCGACAACACCCCCAGCACGAAGAAGCGGCCGAGCCUUUCGGAGCAAGAAAAGGCCAGCCACAGCCCUGUGUGGUCUGAUACAUGUACAGGUUGAGGCCGGUAUUGGUAGGAAGAGGAGGGUCUAGCAGUGGCGAAACUGCGCUCAGUUUCCCGGCGUGCUAUGGCGGAGCGCGGGAGGCUGGUCUCCUUUGCGACAGCCUUUUGCGACAGCCUUUGCGACAGCCAGCUCCGGAAGAAUGAUGACGGUACGGGAGAAGGCAGCAUUCUACGACGCGGAGGCGGUGCUCGGAGGAGGGUGGUGACGGCAGCUAACGCUUUGGUUUCACGUUUUGUUGGGUGUAACGACCCCGGGUGUUGUAUGUGUGUGUGCGUGUACCUACCCGGCUUGUGUCUAUUUGUUGUUACUUUAAGUAGAUGUACGUAGCGACUUUUUGUCAGAGCGAUGUGCGUUCCGAGGCAUCCGCGAGCUUUCGUUGCCUACACCGCA
Ectocarpus siliculosus is the source of this 1681-nucleotide messenger RNA. NCBI's taxonomy places the organism in Eukaryota, Phaeophyceae, Ectocarpales, Ectocarpaceae. The record is from the annotation of a GenBank genome assembly.